AUGGACGCCAUCGUGAUGUGACGGGGUUGAAGUUGAAAACCCGUUCAGGAUGAAGCAUGUGACAAUGACAUUUGGGCAGCGUUGAGGUCAAACUUACAAUGUGCAACAAUCACCGUUGAGUUGCUCCGGAAAUUUGAUCACUGUUGGCUUGGCCUGAAAUGACCCCAGACGACGAUGAAGGAGACGGCCCGCCGUCAGACACGGAUCAAGAUCAACCGCAAGACGAGCUGGAAGAUGUUGACCGCCAUGAGCGGGAAAUUGCCUCACUAGUGCCUAAGGCUAUUCUACGCCUAGACGAGUCCGUAGUGAACAAGAUUGCAGCUGGAGAAAUCAUUCAAAGACCCUCAAAUGCACUCAAAGAGCUCGUUGAGAACAGCUUGGAUGCUGGUGCCACGGUCAUCAGGGUGGUGCUUAAAGAUGGCGGUAUCAAAAUGCUGCAGAUACAAGACAAUGGGCACGGUAUUCGUAGCGAAGACCUCCCACUUUUGUGCGAACGAUUCACCACGUCAAAGCUGCGAGACUUCUCUGACCUAUCGAAGAUGACGACAUUUGGGUUCCGGGGUGAAGCCCUCGCGAGUGUCAGCUACAUCACGGCGAGUAUGAAUGUCGUGACCAAAACGAAAGACUCGAACGUAGGCUACAAGGCAUACUAUUCUGAAGGCGCCAUGGUGCCUGCCAAGCCAGGGCAGUCCGCAGCCCCCAAAGUCUGCGCAGCUACUGACGGUACAACCAUCACCGCUGAGGAUUUGUUUUACAAUUCACCUCAGCGGUGUCGAGCACUGGGCAGCUCAUCAGAAGAGUAUAAUCGAUGUUUGGAUGUUAUCGGGCGGUACGCAGUGCAUUUCGGAGGCCGUGGGGUUGGCUUCAUGUGCAAGCGGGCAAGCAAUAACAUGACCGACCUCAGCACUUCUGCUAGCCCCGACAAUACGACCUUUGAUACAAUCAAGCUGCUCCAUGGUCAAGGCAUCGCCCGCGAGUUGGUACGCCUCAAGCCGCACCGGAACGAUGCGCUGGGCUUUUCUGUGGAAGGCUGGGUCAGCGGUGCGAACUGGUCGGCCAAGAAGCUCACAAUGCUGUGCUUCAUUAACCAUCGUUUGGUGGACUGCCCAAGCUUACGCAAAGCAACCGAGGCGCUCUACUCUACAUUGCUUCCGAAAGGCGGGCAUCCUUGGCUCUAUAUCAGCCUCGAAAUCGCACCGGAGAGGGUUGACGUCAACGUUCAUCCCACGAAGCGGGAAGUGCAUUUCCUCGAUGAAGAUGAUAUCGUUGAUGCUAUCUGCAGUCACUUGCAGAGUUGCUUGGUCGGCGCAAACCAAAGCAGAACAUUCCAAUUCUCUCAGAUACUACUUCCUGGCGCAGAGCAACCAUACCUGAGCCGCCCACAAGUCCGAUCGAGGUCCAACGGCAAUCUGUCAACACAGAAAGGGUAUCCUCGACAUUCGGUUCGGACAGACUCGAACACUCAAACGCUCGACUCACAUUUGGUCGAGCAGGUAACUACUCUGCAAGCAGGCGCAAAGAGUCGAUUCGAAGAUGAUCACGAAGAAGUUCAGGAGCCGGGCGAAGUGUCCAACUCGGAGGAGACUCUACCACAUUCUGUGCCAAGUUUUGCACAGCGCCCAGCACUGGUGCAAGGCUCAUCACGCUCGGGCAAAGUUCAGCAGAGCGAGUGUUCUCUGAAAUCUAUUGCCGAGCUCAGGUCCGAAAUCCUCACCGAAAAGCAUGCUGAAUUCACUGAAAUUAUUCAGAAUCACACCUAUGUCGGCUCUGUCGAUCUGAGUCGUGGGCUGUCUCUCGUCCAACAUUUGACGAAGCUGUACUUGAUCAACCAUGCAUUGAUCAUCGAAGACUUUGCUUAUCAGCUGAUCAUCCGCCAGUUCGGUAACUUGGAAAGCAUUGCGCUCGAACCACGGAUCAGUCUGGAGGAGCUGAUCGCGACAGGCUUGGACAACGACGAAGACUUUGGACGCAGCGGCUUAGAACGCGACUCGACUGCGAAUAAGAUAUAUGCGCUCGUGACUGCCAAGUCAGAGAUGCUGCAAGAGUACUAUGGAAUCAAAAUUGACGAGGAGACUGGAGAGCUCAUGGCCAUGCCUUCUCUGCUACCAAAACACUUCGCUUUUCCCCUCGAAAACUUGCCCCGCUUAUUCAUGCGCCUCGGUCCACAAGUUGAUUGGCAGGAAGAGAAGCGCUGUCUGGGGGGCAUCGCUCGUGAGCUUGCUUUUGCCUGCGUGCCUGCACCUCUCACCGACGCAAAUGCUGCAGAGGAAGAGUCGCAGAAAUGGAACAUCGAGCACGCAUGGUUUGCAAACAUGAACAGCAAGCGGGGCUCGUACAAACCUUCUACGUCGGUGCAACGUAGGGCAGUUUUCCAAGUAGCUGCAAUGUCCGACUUGUAUCGCGUCUUCGAGAGAUGCUAAAGAGCGUUGUUACCAGCAUGAUAGUACAUACAACAUUCCACAAAUUUUGUAGAUUAAGCAAUCCAGCUUGGAGUUAGACCAGGGAAUUCAGCAACACGAGGAGGGCUUGGGAUCAUUAGGGAAGGGCCGAGCGCUGGUAUUUGGCUGCGAGCCAAAGUCGUACGCUGGCAGGUCAUCCGCCAGAUGUGCAGUGGGCUGCGCUGGCGGUCCCAAAAUAGGGUCUGCGACAGCUCGGAGCGACGCAUAAUCACUACCGAGAGCAAUUCGAGUUGCCCCUUCGCUUGCAUGCAAGGUUUCGGGGCCAAUAC
This is a messenger RNA of Tilletiaria anomala UBC 951, 2728 nucleotides long. RefSeq names its product DNA mismatch repair protein MutL. Gene Ontology annotation, molecular function: ATP binding; ATP-dependent DNA damage sensor activity; mismatched DNA binding. Gene Ontology annotation, biological process: mismatch repair. The record is from RefSeq and is a predicted model, not a curated record. Gene Ontology annotation, cellular component: MutLalpha complex. The transcript is spliced from 11 exons. Bases 159 to 2420 code for a protein of 753 amino acids. Lineage: Eukaryota; Fungi; Basidiomycota; Exobasidiomycetes; Georgefischeriales; Tilletiariaceae.